Messenger RNA from Trichomonas vaginalis G3, 424 nucleotides. RefSeq lists its product as uncharacterized. The record is from RefSeq and is a predicted model, not a curated record. NCBI's taxonomy places the organism in Eukaryota, Parabasalia, Trichomonadida, Trichomonadidae. The annotation marks the transcript as partial. The transcript has a single exon.
AACUAUAGUUCAGAGUGUUUGAAAGAAAAAGAACCAGAACUUAAGUCGGGAGGGCUCAAAGAGCCCAUCUUGGCGCAUGGCGCCGUGAAUUUAAACUCAGCUUCAAACGCUAACGCUACAUCAGAUGUUAAGUUAGAGUAUCCACCACUGGACCAAAUUCUUUCAAGAGAAGCCAACGACAACCCUUACACAAAUGUUCAAACAAAUCCUUCAGAUAACGUAGACCAUUACCUUCUUCAGUUAUACCAAACAAUUUUACUCAAAGACGAUAAGAAGCUUUUGACAAAUCUUAUAAGCAAGAACCAAAUAAUUCUAACAAAGGAGGACCUUGAAAAUGUUAUAUCACGAAUAACAGGAAAGCAAUGUGUCAUUGACUAUCUCGACCCUGAAAUCGAAUGCUGUGGUCAAACUCCACUAUUCAUGA